Molecule: messenger RNA, 2126 nt
Organism: Candoia aspera
Lineage: Eukaryota; Metazoa; Chordata; Lepidosauria; Squamata; Candoiidae
Gene: PRC1
Product: protein regulator of cytokinesis 1
Exons: 14
Coding region: 81-1898 (605 amino acids)
Biological process (GO): mitotic spindle midzone assembly; microtubule cytoskeleton organization
Cellular component (GO): mitotic spindle midzone; cytoplasm; spindle
Molecular function (GO): microtubule binding
Source: RefSeq, a predicted model, not a curated record
CCUGGCGGGCGUUUGAAUCGCCGAGCAGAAACGGUCCCGACGGAGGCGCAGCGGGGCGCGGAGCCGCCUGGCUGGCCGCGAUGAGGCGCAGCGACGUCCUGGCCGGCGAGUCGGUGGCCUGCCUGACCCGGGCGCUGGGUCACCUGCGCGGCAUCUGGGAGGAGAUCGGCAUCCCGGAGGAGCAGCGGCUGCAGCGCACGGAGGUGGUCAAGAGGCACGUCAAGGACCUGCUGGACCGGAUGAUCGCGGAGGAGGAGAGUCUCCGGGAGCGGCUCCUGAAGAGCAUCGCGCUGUGCCGGAGGGAGCUGGCCGCGCUGUGCCAGGAGCUGCAGCUGGCGCCCUUCCAGGAGGAGGAGGAGGCCACCAUCCUGCAGCUGGAGAAGGACCUGCGCACCCGCGUGGAGGUGAUGCUGAAGCAGAAGCACGAAAGGCAGCAGGAGCUACGGACGCUGCAGGAGCAGGACCGGGAGCUGGCGGGCCUCCUCGGCCGGGCACACUACAGCGUCAGCAGCGAGCCCGUGCCCAGCCUGGCGGAGCUGGACCGCUUCCGGCGCCACCUGGCAGAGCUGGCAGCUGAGAAGGAGCAGCAGCAGGCAGAGUUCCUCUGCAUGAAGCAGCAGGUCCUCCUCUGUCUGGAGGAGCUGGAGCAGGCCCCCAGCACCGCCUUCGAGCGAGAGGUCGCCUGCCAGGAGGCGGGUGCCUUCCGCCUCUCCCCAGACAACUUGGCUGCGCUGAAGGAUCUGCUGCAGCAGCUGGAGGGCAGGAGGGCUCAGAAGGAGGCCUUGUGCAAAGAGCUGCGCUCCCGCGUCCUGACACUCUGGGACUGGCUGCAGGUGUCUCCGGAGGAGAGGGAGGCCUUUGCCCCGAACAUGGAGGGUUCCAGAGCCGGCAUUAUGAACGCUUUGCACCUGGAAGUCGAUCGCUUGGAGGAGCUGAAGCGCCAGAACCUCCAGAAUGUGGUGGAGGCCAUUCGGGUGCAGUUGGCCACCUACUGGGACAGGUGCUUCUUCGGAGAGGAGCAGAGGCGCGCCUUUGGCCCCUACUACCAAGACCACUUCACGGAAGAGUUACUGCAGCAACACGACGAUGAGCUCGUGCAGCUGAAGCGUUAUUACGAGAUGCACCAGGAGCUCUUUGACGCGAUCCACAAGUGGGAGAAGAACUGGUGUCUCUUUCAGGAGCUUGAGGAAAAGGCCACGGACCCAGCCCGCUUCACCAACCGAGGAGGACACCUCCUGAAAGAAGAGAAGCUGCGCGCCAAGCUCCAGAAGACCCUUCCCAAGCUGGAGGAGGAGCUGAGGGUCCGUGUGGAACUGUGGGAGCACCAGCAAGCACGGGACUUCCUGGUAAACGGGCAGCACUUCAUGGAGCACGUGGCUGAGCAGUGGCGCCUCCACCGUCUGGAGAAGGAGAAGGAGCGGCAGGAGCGGCAACUCAAAAAGUCCCGCCAGACGGAGGAGGAGAUGCUCUAUGGCAGCACCCCCUGCACCCCCAACAAGAGACAGGCUUUGGGCAUCACCACACCUGGAAAAGCACGAAAGCUCAACAUUACCACCACAACCCCCAACAGCACUAUCCGCUCGGCCCUGCGAGGUUCGGUGUUAAACUCCCCUGGAUGCCAUCCACCCCUUUCUGGAAGGAAGCCCGCCCGGACCCCCAGCUGCGUGGCUGCCAAGCCCACCCCCCACAGCCGGAUGGAGCGCAACAAGGAGAACACGUCUCAGCUCAACAGGACAGCUCUGAGCGGUGGGUGUACCCCGACAGUCCCUGCCCAGCGUAAUGGCAGCAUAUACUCUGUUGCCAGCACCUAUUCAGAGUUUGCGCACGGACUUUCAAAGGCUUCCAAAUCUGAGCACCAGUACCACGUCCUCAACUCCACGGUUUCCAAUCCUGACUGAAGGGAGGCCCAUUGCCAGCCACGUGACCCUCUCACGGUCUGGUGUCCUGCAGGAACUGGACCUUCUGGGGGCCCAGUUUGUGCUGCCACUUUUAACUGUUUUUAAUUAAUUGAUUUCACAAAAGUUUUAUGUAAAGGGGAAUAAAGGUAUAGAUGCAGCAGUUGUUCUGUGCGCAGGACUGCUGCCUAAUUCAGUGGGGGCGGGGAGGGGAAACAGGCAGAGGUUUGC